Molecule: messenger RNA, 2555 nt
Organism: Enhydra lutris kenyoni (northern sea otter)
Lineage: Eukaryota; Metazoa; Chordata; Mammalia; Carnivora; Mustelidae
Gene: XRCC5
Product: X-ray repair cross complementing 5
Exons: 21
Coding region: 138-2339 (733 amino acids)
Biological process (GO): cellular response to gamma radiation; DNA recombination; double-strand break repair via nonhomologous end joining
Cellular component (GO): Ku70:Ku80 complex; nucleus
Molecular function (GO): telomeric repeat DNA binding; DNA helicase activity; double-stranded DNA binding
Source: RefSeq, a predicted model, not a curated record
CCAGUUUCCCCGCCCCUUCCAGGUUCCGUGGGAAGCGGCUCUUUUUACGACGCUCAGGCUCCGACUCUGCAGGACCUCAGUAGCGGCGCUCGCGGUUCCCGCCCGGAAGAGGCGGCCGCGGUACCGGCGCACCCAACAUGGCGCGGCCCGGGAAUAAGGCAGCUGUUGUACUGUGUAUGGAUGUGGGCUCCGCCAUGAGUAACUCCCUUCCUGGCGAAGAGUCCCCAUUUGAACUAGCAAGGAAGGUGAUGACCAUGUUUGUGCAGCGACAGGUGUUUGCUGAGAGCAGGGAUGAAAUUGCUUUAGUCCUUUUUGGUACAGAUGGCACUGAGAAUGCCCUUGCUGGUAAGGAUCAGUAUCAGAACAUCACAGUGCACAGACACCUGAUGCUACCAGAUUUUGACUUGCUGGAGGACAUUGAAAGAAAAAUCCAACCAGGUUCCCAACAAGCUGACUUCCUGGAUGCACUCAUUGUGUGCAUGGAUGUGAUUCAACGAGAAACUGUAGGAAAGAAGUUUGAGAAGAGGCAUAUUGAAGUGUUCACUGACCUCAGCAGCCCAUUCAGCAAAGAUCAGCUGGAUGUUAUAAUCCAUAACUUGAAGAAAUUUGGCAUCUCCCUGCAGUUCUUUUUGCCUUUCCCCGUUGGCAAGGAGGAUGGAACUGGGGACAGGGGAGAUGGGAACUCACGCUCAGACCACCAUGGACCCUCCUUUCCUCUAAAAGGAAUUACUGAGCAGCAAAAAGAAGGUAUUCGGAUGGUGAAAAAGGUGAUGAUGUCUUUAGAAGGUGAAGAUGGGCUAGAUGAAAUUUAUUCCUUCAGUGAGAGUCUGAGACAACUGUGUGUCUUUAAGAAAAUUGAGAAGCGUUCGAUUCCUUGGCACUGCACACUGACCAUUGGCUCCAGUUUGUCUAUAAAGAUCGUGGCUUAUAAAUCGAUUAUACAGGAGAGAGUUAAAAAGUCUUGGACCGUUGUGGACGCCAGAACCCUCAAGAAAGAAGAUCUACAGAAAGAAACUGUUUAUUGCUUAAAUGAUGACAAUGAAACAGAGGUCCCGAAGGAAGACACUAUUCAAGGGUUCCGCUAUGGAAGUGAUAUCAUUCCUUUCUCUAAAGUGGAUGAGGAACACAUGAAGUAUAAAUCGGAAGGGAAGUGCUUCUCUGUUUUGGGAUUUUGUAGAUCUUCUCAGGUCCACAGGAGAUAUUUUAUGGGAAAUCAAGUUCUAAAGGUCUUUGCAGAAAACGAUGAUGAGGCAGCAGCAGUGGCACUUUCCUCCCUGAUUCAUGCUUUGGAUGAAUUGGACAUGGUGGCCAUAGUUCGAUAUGCCUAUGACAGAAGAGCUAAUCCUCAAGUUGGCAUGGCGUUUCCUUAUAUCAAGGACACCUAUGAGUGUUUAAUAUAUGUGCAGCUGCCUUUUAUGGAAGACUUGAGACAAUACAUGUUUUCAUCUUUGAAAAAUAAUAAGAAAUACAUUCCUACAGAGGCUCAGUUGAGUGCAGUAGAUGCCCUGAUUGACUCCAUGAGCUUGGUAAAGAAAGGUGACAAGGAGGACACCAUUGAAGACUUGUUUCCAACCAGCAAAAUCCCAAAUCCUCAAUUUCAGAGAUUAUUUCAGUGUCUGCUACACAGAGCUUUACAUCCCCGGGAGCCUCUGCCCCCAAUUCAGCAGCAUAUUUUGAAUAUGCUGGACCCCCCCACUGAGGUGACAGCUCAAUGUCAAAUUCCGCUCUCUAAAAUAAAGACUGUUUUCCCACUGACUGAAGCCAUCAAGAAAAAGGAUCAAGUGACUGCUCAGGACAUUUUCCAAGACAACCAUGAAGAGGGACCCACUUCUAAAAAACUGAAGACUGAGGAAGGGGCGGCUGGCUUUAGCGUCUCCAGCCUGGCUGAAGGCAGCGUCACCAGUGUUGGAAGUGUGAAUCCUGCUGAAAACUUCUGUGUUCUAGUGAGGCAGAAGAAAGCCAGCUUUGAGGAAGCAAGUCGCCAACUAAUAAAUCGCAUUGAGCAGUUUCUAGAAACUAAUGAAACACCGUAUUUUAUGAAGAGCAUGGACUGCAUCACAGUCUUCCGGGAAGAAGCCAUUCAGUUUUCAGAGGAGCAGCGCUUUAACGAUUUCCUGAGAGCCCUUCGAGAGAAAGUAGAAAUGAAACAGUUAAAUCACUUCUGGGAAAUUGUCGUUCAGGAUGGAAUUACUCUGAUCACCAAAGAUGAAGCCCCUGGAAGUUCCGUCACAGCUGAGGAAGCCAAAAAGUUCCUGGAGCCUAAAGAAAAUCCAGAUGAAGACACAGCAGCCGUAUUUGCAGAAGGUGGUGACGUGGAUGAUUUACUGGACUUGAUUUAGGUCAUGGCUGCGUGGGGAAUCUACGAGAGUUGCCAUCGCUGUCACGCUGGGAGCUCUGUCCAGAGGAUGCCCUUCAAGGGGAACAAGAAGCUCUGGAGAUGGUCCCCAUAGGUCAUGUGGAAGUGACUCUCCUAAUUCUCUGGAAUGAAUAUUUACAUAUGUAAGGGAUAAUUUCGAUCCCAUACACGUUUAUAAAGAAUCCUUGUUAUUUUCUCA